Molecule: messenger RNA, 312 nt
Organism: Nematocida major
Lineage: Eukaryota; Fungi; Microsporidia
Exons: 1
Coding region: 1-312 (103 amino acids)
Source: RefSeq, a predicted model, not a curated record
AUGGGAGAGUACAGGGUGGUCAGCAUUUUGGACAUAACCCAGCCUCUGCUGAACCACGAGGAAACGGGGAAAGUUCCCUCGGUGUGCAAGGCCGUCGUGGAAAGGACGGAGAACAGCAAGAAGCAGCACGAGAUUGUAUACAUAGAGACGGAGGGCAUAGAAAUAGGGGUGGGGGCCGUCUUCACAUAUGCGAGCACAGGCGAUCAGAUAAUAAGGCUAUCCAAAACAAAAAUUCAGAAGAAGACUCGGUACAGGGUAGAUAACAGCCUCAUUGGAGCACUGCUAUCUAAAACAAAAAAAGUUGACACAUAA